AUGGCAGGCAUGCAGAGUUUGGGCGCCGACGGCCCGCCAAUGGGCUAUGAACCCUCGCAGGCACCAGCUGGCGGCGGUGGCGCCGGAGGAGGGUCCAUGGCUGCGGUCUCUCAGCUCUUCACUCGGCUAGCCCAGGAGAUAGAGGAGCAGAAGCCAAAGAAUUGCAUACAUUUUGUGGUGGAUUUCCUCUGCAAGCACUACCCUGAGCAUCUUCAUGGCUUUGCCUCCAUCUGGCAGAUGGACCCAGACCUGGAGCGGGAGAGGCACGAGGUGGUGAAUUUCUUCAAAGCUCACAAGAUCUCCACGGCCGUGGCAGCUCAUUUCACGAACGCUGGGUAUGAUACCCUUGAUACUUUGACGACGCUAUCACCUGAUAGCCUUGUUGACGUCGAGGCCUUCAACAACGUGAAGUGGCUGCCCGGACACAAGGUAAGACUCCAGCAGAUCUUCAGCGAGAUCUCUGCCAGGGUUCGCGCGUACCGGCAGCAGUUCGGGGAUGGUCAGCAAAAUCGUCGGCGGAAUCACCAAGGCAACCCCGCUCCGGUUGACAGACGACACGAUUCGCCGCCGCAGUACAACAGGUCCCACCACCCACAUCAUGACACCUACGCACCAACUGCUCACCAUCCUUCCAAUCAUCACCAUCAUCAACCCAUCAGCCAUCAUCCAUCUAUCAGCCAUCACGGCACCCCACCACAGCCCUGCGUUGCAAACCACCACAGCAUUGCACAUCCAGCUGUCAGUCAUCCUCAGCACGUGACGCCAGUGGUGUAUCCGUCUUCACACCCACCUCAGGUGGCGUCUGGAGAGCGUCAUGUGGCAUACACUGGUGGUUUCAGUGGUGGCUAUGCUGGUGGUCUUGCUCCUCCUCAGUCUGUGGCACCCAUGGCGGCCCCGGCAGCAGGUAUGAGCCUUUCUCCUGGGCUCCCGAACGCGUCCGGCAACAUCUUCUUGGCGAACAGCGCCAUCCAUCCUCCUUCUUGA
This is a messenger RNA of Symbiodinium pilosum, 984 nucleotides long. NCBI's taxonomy places the organism in Eukaryota, Dinophyceae, Suessiales, Symbiodiniaceae. The record is from the annotation of a GenBank genome assembly.